This is a messenger RNA of Vigna umbellata (rice bean), 1038 nucleotides long. RefSeq lists its product as uncharacterized. The record is from RefSeq and is a predicted model, not a curated record. Lineage: Eukaryota; Viridiplantae; Streptophyta; Magnoliopsida; Fabales; Fabaceae.
AUGGAGGACCAUCCGAACCAGUCGGGGGGGAGGGGGGGACGGAAGGGACCCACCUCUCUACGGCUCACUAACCUGCUUCCAUUUACGGAAGCCAUCAUGCAAGCCCAUAUGCCAGAAAAGCCCCCUCCGACGUUAGAAAGAUACGACGGUUCAGCAUACCCCGACAAUCAUCUCCGCAACUUCAUCGAUGACAUGGCGUUCUACACGGACAAUGAUCCCGUCAUUUGCAGAGCUUUUUCGUUAUCCCUGAAAGAUGAGGCACUCGAGUGGUACCACACUCUUCCUCAGAAUUCGGUAGAUUGCUUCGCUACCGUAGAAGCUCUGUUUCGAAAACAAUAUGCUAUAAACCGAAGACCGGAGAUGACUCCUGCUGAGCUUGUGAACACCAAGCAGGAGAAAGAUGAGACCCUAAAGGCCUUCAUGCAGAGGUACAACGAGACGGCCCGACGUGUGAAGGAUGUAAACCACACGUUUAUAAUCAGCAAUCUACCUUCCUGUUUACGGCCAGGGUAUUUCGCCGAACAGCUGUACGCAGAUCCUCCCAAAUCUAUGGAGGAACUCCAGGCAACGAUCGCAACAUUCAUCCGCAUCGAGGACCUCAGGAACUCAAGGAAAAAGCAACAACAUGAAAGUCCGAACAAUAAUACUAAGAAGGACAUGAAACGGUCGUCUAACGACUAUAAAACAAAUCGACCCCCUCGAAAAGAGUCGGGGUGGAUGCCCAAGUACGAACGUUAUACAUCCCUCAACGCACCUAGGGCGAAACUGCUCGAAGAGGCAUUGCACGCAGGACUCCUCACCGUUCGGCGGAAGGCUACUCCCAAGAACGCUGAUGGCAGUAAAGCGUGUCGACUUCAUAUGAACCAUGGUCAUGAUACAGAAGAAUGUAACAUGGUGAAAGAUGAGUUGGAAAGACUCAUCCGCGUGGGCUACCUCCAAAAUUACGUAAAGGAGAGGACAUCCACCAGAGUAGCAACUCCCAACCGGAAGGAAUCCUCCCGACGAAGCCCCGAACGAUCACCUCCUAGGGACGACUAG